Messenger RNA from Orbicella faveolata, 5935 nucleotides. Its product is annotated as QRFP-like peptide receptor. NCBI's taxonomy places the organism in Eukaryota, Metazoa, Cnidaria, Anthozoa, Scleractinia, Merulinidae. Gene Ontology annotation, biological process: G protein-coupled receptor signaling pathway. Gene Ontology annotation, cellular component: plasma membrane. Gene Ontology annotation, molecular function: neuropeptide Y receptor activity. The record is from RefSeq and is a predicted model, not a curated record.
CAUAUCAAUUGCUACAUUUUUGUUUUCAAAGAUAUAUUUACACAUCAAAAAAAAAAAGAGAGAGAAUGAAAUUUUAACACGGGAAAGCGUUUGCAAUAAAAAAUCAUCAAUUUUGACUCGUGACAUCCGAUUAGAUCUUGCCUUCAACAAGAGGUUUGAAAAUGAAAUUUUCUGCUAGUGAUAGAUUUACAACGUUAAAGAGGAGAAAGAACAAUAUAUUAUUGCAAAAGCGCCUCAAUCGACAAAGUUUAUUUACCCGAGAGAGAGAGAGGCUGGAUUUAGCAAUCCCAGAGAGAAUGAAAGUGACCGAAAUCUUUUAAUCAAACAUUUCCAUACUGGGAUGCUGAGGUGUAAAACGAAGAUUCACGGCAGGGCGACAUAACAAUAAAGAUGAUGAAGAAAGACUUUAAACACAGCAGAUUUGAAUACUACCUAAACAAAAAGGGAGCAGCAGCUGCCAAACCUCGCGAUUAAGACUCCAAUGUUGACAAGGAUUAGAAUAUGUAAUAUUCACCCGGGUUUGGAAAACCGAUGCACUGUUAUAGUAGACCGCGUCUUAUCGACAAAAGACUGCGUAUUGAUAACAUUCUCUUAUCAGAUAACCUCGUUAUAUUGGGACACUUUCACCUCCCAUCUGACAAAACUUGCGGCCUGUACAAACGAAGGAAAAAACACACACAGGCAAACUUUGACCAAAUUUGCACAAACAGACAGUCAAACGCAACUCUUGUCCUUCACGAGAGAAAAAAUGUUUUUCUGAUCUAACUCUGACUAGAAUAGGGAUAUCUCGAAGGAAUUUCACUUUGGAAAUCAUAUAGUAAGGUAAAACAAAAACGAGAUUGAACAGUAACUCAUUAAUCGCCACAGGGGGGAAGCAAAGAAUAUUUUUAACUUGGCAAGCAAGAGCAGGUGAUGAUAGCUUGUCACUUUAAAGUUGUCGAGAGUGUGAGUGUUUUUUUUAAAGAAGCCGCGCGUAAGCAUAAUAUUACAUUGGGGUUCGAACGAAACUGCCGACUGAAAGCUAAUUGUUGUUUCUUUUUAUAUCUUGAACCCAUAGGAAACGGACGUUUAUUUUUUUCUACAGGAUAGAAACAGUCAGGUUCAGAAUUCGGUAAGGGAAUAUUUGUAUACCUCGACGCCACGAGAGUAAUUUCGACCUACGUACACAUUACACGAGGCAAUAGGUAAUAACCGCGCAUCACGCCGACUCGGUGGGAAAAUCUCCGCAAAAUUUCUGAGCUUCGGCGACAAAUUAAUGGUAGAAGAGGAAGACAGGCGAGAAGAAAUUAGAGCGAGGCGGUUUAAUUGAAAAGAAAAUUGCCUGCCUUUAUUUGAUGAGUGGACUCGCACGGGUUAUCCGUUUGAUAAUGUGUAAAGACCUUGAUGGGCAUGUCGGCUGGUGCAUCUGCCUUAACUAAAUAUCCAAUUGAAAAUUCAUCAGAUUUAGUCAGUCAGUACAUGGAAAUUGGCUAUAAAGAACAGUAAAAUUGGCUUCCCUGCGUUCAUCAUAGCUGCCUAAGUUUUAUUUGGACCAAUCGCAGGCUGUGGAUCAUCGUUGACGUCAACCAGUGUUCACAGUUGUAGAUGCUAUACAUUUACAGCCUCCCUUCAGAGCUCCGUUAAAUUAAAAGGGAUCCGAGCUUUAGUCCGACACAUCAAGGCAUCCGGUUGAACGCGUUCAGUACAGUUGGCUGACAGCAAGCUCUUGUAAACUUUGGUGGUUAAGACAAGUACUUCUGGGAAGCUGUUAAAGAACAGUCGCCACUGAAACUGAAAACUAACAACGGCAAUAUUAUUUGAUUCAGCUCCGCUGCAGGAUUCACUCACAAUAUUGGCUUUUAAGAUACGAUUGGCAUAACGCCUUAGUUUAGAGCCACUAAUUUAGCGGAACCUACAGCGACCUUAGAAACAACAAAUAAACACAAAUUAAAGAAGGGACUACGGGCCGUUUGCGUUCAGUAGCAUUCAGUUUUCAACCGCUAGAAUGGUGGACUCGCCGCAAAGAAAUUUCAGCAAUGUGACCUCGACAAUGCCUCCAACAACGCAGUACGAAGGUGGCGACUUAGAUUCGAUUACUUUGAAGUGGCUCAGAAUUGUAUUUUACGGUGUCAUUUGUAUUGUAGGCACUGUAGGGAACGCUCUCGUCAUAUUAGCUUAUCGAAAUCCUCGGAUGCGAAGCGUCACCAAUCUUUUUAUAGCGAACUUGGGCGUUGCAGAUUUGACAGUGACUCUCAUAAACGUUCCAUUCACGGUUUCGUACUCCACACUUGGCUACUGGCCGUUUGGUGCUUUCCUUUGCAAGGCAAUCCCUUUCAUACUUGGUAUCACGAUUUUCUCCUCCGUCGGGACGCUAAUAGCGAUCGCAGCGGACCGCUACAGAGCGAUAGUUCAUCCACUGCUUCCCAGAAUUCGCACUCGACAUGCAAUCAUGAUCAUUGCAGCGAUUUGGCUCGUCGCUUUUAUCUAUCCAAUCCCGUUAAUGAUCUACCAAACUCUAACGGAAGAAGGACGCCAGUGCAGGGAAAAAUGGCCUACCAAGAACGCUCAAGAAAUCUACACCGUGAUACUAUUUGUGGCGCUUUAUUUAAUACCGCUGAUUGCUAUUUCAGUACUGUAUUUUCUAAUUUGCCACAACCUCAAAACAUCGGAAUCAUCCGCUCAGGAAGGGGCUCGUCGUGCGAAGAAAAGUGUUAUUCGCAUGUUGGUGAUAGUUGUGGUCCUGUUUUCGUUUUGCUGGCUUCCAUAUCACACUCUAGUCCUGUACGAUAACUUUGCUGGCAAACGUGAUGUAACUCCAGUGUUUUUCCAGAUGAUGAUGUUUAGCCUCUGGUUGAGUUUCGCAAACAGCUGCUGUAACCCUGUUGUUUACGCAGCAUUGAAUCGCAACUACAGGAGGGAGUUCGGUAGAUUGUUGAGGUGUCAAACACUAAGCAGUCACAGAAAUGCUGACUCGCUGUAUGGUCGGGAUAGGCGCUUUUCGUCGGAAACAAAAUCAACUUAUAGAAAGACGUCUAAACAGCAACUAAGUCGACUAUUUCUCAAGAGGAAAAGUAACGCCAACGAAGACUUUACCAUGCAUAAUGGGGCAAUGGCCGAGAUGUCCAAUGCGUCUAGGAGUGGCCAGGGUAACAGUUCCAGUGGGACGAGUCAGAACGCCAGAGAAGAAAAAUUAUUGGAAAAGCAACGGAAAAGGUCGAAGGUGGAGAGCCCUGUUUUAGUUUAGGUUUGAUACAUCAAAACACACAAUAAAGUAAAUGGAAUUCGUAUCGUCCCUUCGAGGUGGAUGUAUCCAGAACGUCUGCAUCAAGGCAAAGAACUAUCGUAUAGGAAGCAUCUCAGCUUUGCUUAGCUGAAGUGUCCAGUUUGAACAUCAUAGAUAGACAGGACCAGAGAGUUACUUAGCAGCCAACUAGAAUCCGUCAAGCACUGCAACGUUCGUUACCAACUCGACGGAAUGAAAUAGUCAUCGCUACUACGUCAAAUUGACGAUGGGAUCUGCGAACUUACAAGGUGUAGAAAGAGUGAGAAGGUCGCCUUUUACACCCAUCCCGGUUUCUCAUCUGAGAUGACAGAAAACGUAUACUAAAUUCACUCGAAGACCGUAUCCAUGAGCUACAUUACACUGAUCAACGGUUCCAUAGCUCCACGGACAAGUAAAUUCCCUUUAAACAUGGAGAUUCUUAAAGACUACAUCAAUUCCUUACUAGAACGAUUUCAAGUGUUAAAUUUUUUGCUAAGAGGUAACUGCCUUCAAAUUAUGGUAAGAAAAGAAAAAGCAGAAAGGAAAACAAACAUAACUGUAUCAUACUUAUGAAUUAAUAUUGAAUAUAUAUGAACACGCCCAAUGGGCAAAAAUGGAGUUAGGUAACAAAACAUUAUACUUAAUGUGUUAAACUUGCUAUUAUCGAUUUUUGUCGACCUCUCCGCAACACAUUCGUAUAGCUACGCAUUGCAUGUAACAAUAAUAGAGUAUUAUAGGCUAUUUAUUCAUUUGGAAAUUUUGUCAUGUCCCUUACGGCACUAACCAAACAUACAAUUAAAGAGAAAAUAGAAAGAGCUAGAAAAUCAAAUGUAAUCAUUGAACACUAGGCGACAAAAAAUGUGGAAAAGUAGUAGACCAGAAUGAUUAGUAUACUAUUUUUGCUUUAGUUUUACGUUUGCCGUGUUGGAAUUUGGUUGGUUAAUAGCAUUUUCCCAACAUUUACCAAUGUGAAGGAAUUAUGGAGGAAUUCCGAUGCUUUGUUACAUACAAGCUACCUUUUCUCGUGUUUCAUAUUUGACGCGAAAUAUUGACAAAGGAACUCCUGAAAAGUUUUGAAAUGAAAGCACAGGCUUUUCACACCAGCAAUGGAGAUAAACAAUGUCAUUAAUCUCACCAGAGCAAAGUAAAUCUCAAUUCUAUUGAGGGCCAUGUUGAAUUUGGAAUGUGUAUGAAAAAUUCCCUAUUGAGCCUCUACGGAGGAGAGAGGAGCCAACCAACUCUCGGAACUCUGGUGCUGGGGUACUCCUUUAUGAAAAGGAAGCCGAGGGGCUGUCGAUAAAACUGAAUUAAACCCUUAAAGGAGACCUUUAUAUGGCAUCAAUCACAAACAAACAUCGUGAAAGAGCUAAGAGCCUGCCCCAGCUGUGAAGGAUCAAUGGUGGACAGUGGCCCUUCACCCACAGCCCUCCUUACGUGCUAUAACCUAAGAGUCAACCCUUUCCCAUAUCAUUCUAUUUCUAGAACUGUAAUAAGCAUAGGGGUCUCCUAGUUUCCCACGAAAUAUCUUGUUUCUGCAAAUUAUCCCAGUCUUAGCUCGGGUACCACUGGCUAUUUAAAAAGGGGACAUGUGAGAGCUAUCACCAGAGUAAGUUGUUUCUAAAAAUAGAAAGAUACGGGAAAGGGUUGACCCACAGGGUUAGUAUAGGAGAUGGAGGCUUCGGGUAAUGAGCGUCUGUGGUGGACUGUUCUUGAUUGAGCCGAAUCUUCUUUUAGCUUUCACCAACAGAACAGACGAAGGGCUUUUCUUCGAGAAGUGUUGAAUAUUCUUGGCGAUCGUAAGGCCGCUAUAAUAUGUUAUUUAUGCAUGUUAUUUGCUGGCUGGGAGGUCUGUAUAGUGAAAACCUAUGGCCGAGGUCAUGAAAAUACCUGAAAAUGCGGCAUUUUCAAGCCCGAGUUUUCCAGUGUAUAGACCAACCCUAAACCGGUAAAUGCCCCUCUUCAAAUUAUAUAGUUUAGCAUAACAAUAAACGCUAUUGUUUGGGCUUGCUCUGUUUGCUGAGAAAGGUGUUUGACAAGGAAUCAACAAACUCUUCAAUUUUUGAUAAACUUUGACUGGGCUGGCUACAUAGCACACCCCUGUUAGAAUACCCUAGCCAGCAUAGUUAGUUAAGUUUGAAUAUCAACUAAGAGGCAGAAUAAAAUGUUUGUCUGGACAAUAAUUUCUUUAUUUUUUUUUCCCGUUUCCCUCAAAUCACUUUUAUAGAACUCACGAGAGCGUUACCGCAAAAGUGGACAGGGAUAGGAAAGUCCGGACUGCGCUAUAAAAACCAAUCACAUUGCAGGAUUCGUUACCGUGCCCUCUUGGUAAACAAUGUUAUUAAUGACUGACUACCUUUACGUGGAAAAGUCAUCGCAAAGCGUAACGAGUGAACAAAUUCUCACUCGUCCAAGAGCCCGUAAUGCUGGUUACAGGCGUUGCAUUAGCCUACCACGUAUAAUGAAAAAAGCACGGUCACCACAAAAAGACAAAAACAAAGACAAAGACAAAAAAGUAAGGGAAAAACUUCGGUAACUGAGCUAAUCAGAAGUAACCCCUUCUGAUGGACGUAACAGACUUCGAAGUAGUUCCCAAGAAUGACCAGCAUAUAAUUUCCCCUCACAUAAUCAAUAAAAUAUCAAUCAGAGAGUUGACGAGAAUAAAGAAAAUUAUCAUAUGACCCGUACGGCCCCGCG